Melitaea cinxia (Glanville fritillary) is the source of this 1657-nucleotide messenger RNA. It is a transcript of the gene escl, whose product is annotated as polycomb protein EED. Gene Ontology annotation, biological process: negative regulation of transcription by RNA polymerase II. Gene Ontology annotation, molecular function: nucleosome binding; protein binding. The record is from RefSeq and is a predicted model, not a curated record. Gene Ontology annotation, cellular component: ESC/E(Z) complex. Bases 157 to 1395 code for a protein of 412 amino acids. The transcript is spliced from 7 exons. NCBI's taxonomy places the organism in Eukaryota, Metazoa, Arthropoda, Insecta, Lepidoptera, Nymphalidae.
UCUCCCGCGAAAAUUCGACAAUUGACGUUUAGGACGCCACUGCCAGCUGAUAAUGUCGCUUGACUGAGAAAAAGUGAUAAAUUUUAAUGUAACUGUAUUAAACUAAGUAUUUUGUUUGUUUAAUUGUUGUCGAUUUUAGUGAAAAAAUCUAUUAGAAUGAACUUUUCAGACAAUGAAGCCGAUGAUACUUCAAGCGUUGACAGUACUUCAAACACUGAUAAUACGUCACGAAGUGAAACUCCAACAAACAGUCGCGUGAAGAAAAGAAGACGAGGAAAGAAAAAAGUCACUAAGCAAGUGAAACCACCAUAUAAAUUUAAUUGUAGUGCAAAAGAAGACCAUGGUCAACCUCUAUUUGGGUGUCAAUUUAACCACCACUUGGGUGAGGGAGAACCACUUGUAUUUGCUGUUGUUGGGAGCAAUAGGGUAUCUGUAUAUGAGUGCCCUGAGUCUGGUGGCUUUAAAUUCCUCCAAUGCUAUGCAGAUCCUGAUGUUGAUGAGACAUUCUACACAUGUGCCUGGUCUUAUGAAGAAGAGACAAACUUACCGCUCUUAGCCGUGGCAGGAUCACGUGGGAUCAUCCGUGUCUUCCACACCGCCACUCAGACUUGUAUCAAACACUACGUCGGACACGGCCAUGCUAUAAAUGAAGUCAAAUUUCACCCACGAGACCCCAACCUACUCCUUUCAGCUAGCAAGGAUCAUGCUUUACGACUUUGGAAUAUUGUGUCUGAUGUUUGCAUUGCCAUCUUCGGUGGAGUCGAGGGUCAUAGAGAUGAAGUACUAAGUGCUGAUUUUGACUUAAAAGGAGAAAGAAUAAUGUCUUGUGGUAUGGACCACUCCUUGAAACUAUGGAGGUUAGACAAACCAUCCAUGCAUGAGGCGAUAAAACAAAGUUACAAUUUUAACCCCCACAGAGCUUUAAGACCAUUUAACUCGUUAAAGGAACAUUUUCCAGAUUUUUCUACUAGGGAUAUACAUAGAAAUUAUGUAGAUUGCGUUAGAUGGAUGGGAGAUUUAAUUUUAUCAAAGUCUUGUGAGAAUGCAAUAAUAUGUUGGAAGCCAGGUAGAUUAGAGGACACGGAAUUGCGCCCUGGAGAUAAUUCAGUUACAAUUGUUCAUAGAUUUGACUAUAAGGAAUGUGAGAUAUGGUUUAUUCGAUUUGCAGUUGAUUACAGUCAACGGGUGAUAGCCCUGGGCAACCAGUGCGGCAAGACCAUGGUGUGGGAGCUGGGCCACGUGGCGGGCGGCUCGCGGGUGUCGCAGCUCGUGCACCCGCGCUGCGCGGCCGCCGUGCGGCAGGUAACUCUGUCAAGAAACGGCAAGGUGCUACUAACGUGCUGUGACGAUGGUACAAUUUGGAGAUGGGAUCGAGUCAACAAUGGAAAUAAUUGACAUACUUGAACUUCAGAGAUAAGUGGAGUUAUUUACGACUAUAAAAUUAAAACUACUUUCUGGCUGUGAACCAAAUUUACAGUUUUCUUUUAAAAAAAAUUCAUUUUAAUUUAGUCAAUUACGAAUAUCUACAAGAAUAAUUACAAUAUCAAUAGUAGAUAAAUCUGACAUGUAUAAAUUUAUACGACAGAUGACCAACAAGUACUCUUAAUUUUAGAUAUAAAAUUGAUAAUCAAUUAUAAGACUGUUUUAGUCAAAUUUA